ACGCUCUGCAGCCAUUGUUGAGUGUGAGCUAGCUGAUGUGCUAAAGGCUAACCAAGAAUACUAAGCGGUCUUAACUUAACUUUACGCUCAUAUAAAACAGUUUGAAUCCCCAAAGGACGUUCGAGAGGUUGCCACGUCCACGAUGAGCAAGAGGAAAGCACCGCAGGAAUCUCCCAACGAGGGAAUAACAGACUUUCUUGUCGAGCUGGCCAACUAUGAGAAAAAUGUCAACAGGGCCAUCCACAAGUACAACGCCUACAGGAAAGCAGCAUCUACCAUUUCCAAGUACCCUAACAAGAUCAAGAAUGGGGAAGAGGCCAAGAAACUGGAAGGUGUGGGACAAAAAAUAGCAGAAAAGAUUGAUGAGUUCUUACAAACUGGGACACUACGCAAACUGGAAAAGAUCAGAACUGAUGACACCAGCUCUUCCAUCAAUUUCCUCACCAGAGUAACUGGAAUUGGACCUGCUGCUGCCAGGAAGUUUUUUGAAGAAGGGGUGAAGACACUGGAAGAUCUGAAAAAGAUCGAGAGCAAACUGAACCAUCAUCAACAGAUUGGACUCAAGUACUUUGAGGAGUUUGAGAAAAGGAUCCCUCGUGCUGAAAUGGAAAAGAUGGAGACUCUGAUUCGCAGAGAGUUGAAGAAAGUUGGUGAAGAAUAUAUUGGAACAAUCUGUGGAAGUUACAGGAGAGGUGCUGCCUCGAGUGGUGAUAUUGAUAUUUUGCUGACACAUCCAGACUACACCUCUGAGACUGAGAAACAGCCCAAGCUCCUCCAUGACAUGGUCAGUCAUUUUGAGUCCACAGGGUUUGUGACCGACACUCUCUCCAAGGGAGACACCAAGUUCAUGGGAGUCUGCCAACUGCAGAAGAGUGAUGAUGAUGAUGAUGAGGAAGAAGAAUACCUUCACAGGCGUAUUGAUAUCAGGUUAAUUCCUAAAGACCAGUACUACUGUGGAGUCCUGUAUUUCACUGGAAGUGAUAUCUUCAAUAAAAAUAUGAGAACUCAUGCCCUGGAGAAAGGUUUCACCCUUAACGAGUACACCAUCCGACCACUGGGGGUCACUGGUGUGGCUGGGGAGCCUCUUCUGGUGGACAGUGAGAGAGACAUCUUUGAUUACAUCCAGUACAAAUACAGAGAGCCAAAGGAACGCAGCCAGUGAAGUUGCAGUUACAUCUGUAUUAAAGGCUACAAGAUCAGAAGCAUGCGUACACAAAUGUGUGUUCGUCUUUCAUGUACCAUUCAGCAAUGUUAGAGAUGUCACUGAUGUUAUGAAAACAACUGUGAACGUCAUUUACUCACUUGUUUUGGACAAUUUUUAUCUUGAAAGCUUAUGGGCUUUAAAGAAAAUGUCAGUAAGGUUUUUAAUUAGGCUCAACUGUAAUUUAUUUUGUUUACAUAACCUAAGAAGAUUGUUCUUAAAGAGGCCUGGAUUCUGAUACAGUUUGAACUCAACCAUCAUAAACAGUGAGGACCUCUGUCAUCUCCACAAUCAGGACAGUUGUGAUGUGUAAUACUUUGGCUUGGCUGUGAAAAUGUGGUUUAAUGUGUAGUUAUUACACAUGCAAAUGAGAUCGUCUCAUUCACCAUGAAAAUGCGUGUGUGUGUGUGGGGGGGGGGUUACACAUGUAAUAAUUCUCUACUAUUUUGGGCUAGUUAACAAAUAUUAGAAGAAUAAUGUUUCAUCAAUUGAUGCAGUUUCUAGUUGUAUUGAUACAUUUUGAACAAAUUGGAAGAAUACACAUUUUCUCAGGUUUUGAUUUAUAUGUGAAAAGGGCUGUUACAUGUUGUACAAGUUUGUGUGAAAACCAUUACGUGUAGGGAAUUGUGUGAUCCAGUUUUCCGGGGGGCAUUUAACAGCAGUAAACAAAAGUAAAACAGCUAACAGGCAACAGGAAUGCAGCUACAGAGUAACUUCAGGUACAUAUUUUAAUAUGCACCACAAACCUUGAAUGUUAGGAUAAGGACUUGAAGUCAAUUUUUAAUGUGGGUGGUUGUAUUUUAGUUCAAAAAGUAUUUAAGAAAAAACGAUGCCAAUGAGUGGGUUUUUAACGUCUUUUUAUGAACGAGUCAAAUAAAAGGGUUGCUCAAA
Messenger RNA from Platichthys flesus (European flounder), 2092 nucleotides. RefSeq names its product polymerase (DNA directed), beta (gene polb). Gene Ontology annotation, cellular component: nucleus. The transcript is spliced from 14 exons. Gene Ontology annotation, molecular function: DNA-directed DNA polymerase activity; DNA binding. The record is from RefSeq and is a predicted model, not a curated record. Gene Ontology annotation, biological process: double-strand break repair via nonhomologous end joining. Lineage: Eukaryota; Metazoa; Chordata; Actinopteri; Pleuronectiformes; Pleuronectidae. The coding region runs from base 143 to 1162 and encodes 339 amino acids.